GACGACCGUUUGCCACGCUUCCGAAUAAUUAUUUGCAAUCUAGUUAAUUAAAAAAUAGAGAUUAUAUAUUUUCUAUUUAUAGCGAAAUGACAACUUUAAGAGCACGGUUAAACAGUUAAAUAGUUACGUUUACGUUAAUAUUUUUCUACUGUUUUGCGUCUUAAUAGGUUUAUUGCGGUUGACAUGUUGCCAAAUAACAUGUUUAACAACCGAAAUUUUAUGCGUCACGUUCUUCCCGAACAGAUUUAUACGCAUUUCGCAUUAUGGGUUGAAGUGUAAGUUGGAUUCACUUUCCUUCAUCGAUGUUGCAAGCACGUUACUAUCAAGGACUGGCUGCUCACUGAUAUACUGUAGAGAACAUUGUAGAGAAGAAUAUGGACCAAAUCAUUGAUAUAGACGAUGUCGAGACUGAGAUGCGCUCUUCCAAGAGUUCGGGGGUACUCUUUGGUUGUAUCAGCUCGAACUCGAUAUGCUACGUCGUGAUUACAAUCGCAACUCUAGCCUUCCUCGGCACCAUUGUCUUCAUCUGCAGGGACUACAUAAAGCUGCUGCUCUACUGGAUCGAGCAUCAGAAUGCUUGGAUCAUCGCCGUGAUCUUCAUAAGUCUGUUCACGGUGGUGUCGUUUCCGAUCGUGAUUGGCUAUCUGUUCCUCAUUGUCGCCAGUGGCUACCUGUUCGGCGUGAUACGCGGCAUGGCAAUUGUCAUACUCUCCGCUAAUCUCGGCAUAGCGAUUGCCCAUGUCACCCUGGGCCUGCUGUCCACCAGGCUACCUAUUGGUGCCCUUCUGCAGAGCGAUACUGCAAGAGCGAUACUACGCGUGAUAUCCGGGUCCCAGGCUUUCAAGAUCGUCCUGUUCGCGCGACUCACUCCGAUCCCGUUCGGUCUUCAGAACACUAUUUUUGCAGUCAGUAACAUAGGUGGUUUUCAUUACCACGUAGCCAGUGCGAUAGGUUUAUUGCCUGCCCAACUGGUCAACGUUUAUCUAGGCAGCAGUCUGAGGUCGAUGCAGGAUGUAUUGGAGGAUAGAUCCACGGCGGCGACUGGCUACGUAGUAUUUUGCUUCCAGAUAUUAGUAGGAGUCUCGCUGAUGGUUUAUAUUGUACAGAAAGCACGAAAGGAGCUUCAGUUGACGUUGUUCGAGGCUGAUCUCGCGUCCAUGGCGAAUUCUCCUCAUUACAUUCUGGACGGUCUACCAGACUCCAAGAUAAUUUUAACGAAUCUAAUUGCGUAAUUUUUUUUUAAUGAACGUUACAAGCAUUUUUGACAAUUCUUUUAUUACGAGCAACAGCUCCGAUUUCUUUCUCCAGUUAUUAUAUUUCUAACGUUAUUAUUCUGUGUAUCUUCCAGAAGUGAUUUUAUUAAGACUUAUUGAUGAUGUGCUUUCGAAAAUUUAGACUUUUGAAUGUGACAUUAUGCAGAAAUCUGUUAUCGAAGAUAAUACGUAUUAAGUCUUACCAAAGCUAACGUGAUUUUAGUACCAAACAAAGCUCAUAGAGCAUGCGACGCGUGCAUGUAUAUUUUGUCUAAACAAAUGGAUGGAACGAGGAGUUGACACGGAACUGCAAAUCCAAUGUAUAAAGCUUCCUUGCAAUAAGAGCAUACUAAUUUAUAUAUU
Messenger RNA from Trachymyrmex cornetzi, 1616 nucleotides. Its product is annotated as transmembrane protein 64. The coding region runs from base 375 to 1232 and encodes 285 amino acids. Gene Ontology annotation, biological process: regulation of cytosolic calcium ion concentration. The record is from RefSeq and is a predicted model, not a curated record. Gene Ontology annotation, cellular component: endoplasmic reticulum. The transcript is spliced from 4 exons. NCBI's taxonomy places the organism in Eukaryota, Metazoa, Arthropoda, Insecta, Hymenoptera, Formicidae.